Molecule: messenger RNA, 2954 nt
Organism: Polyodon spathula (Mississippi paddlefish)
Lineage: Eukaryota; Metazoa; Chordata; Actinopteri; Acipenseriformes; Polyodontidae
Product: 5-beta-cholestane-3-alpha,7-alpha-diol 12-alpha-hydroxylase-like
Exons: 1
Coding region: 42-1577 (511 amino acids)
Molecular function (GO): sterol 12-alpha-hydroxylase activity; iron ion binding; heme binding
Source: RefSeq, a predicted model, not a curated record
GCUCUUAGUCAGAGUAGUGCUCAGAGUAACAAGAAGACAAAAUGUCUCUUUUGCUUCCAGUCCUCCUUGCCUUGCUAAUCUCCAUCCUCAGUGGCCUGUAUUUCUUAGGAGCUUUUCGUAAAAGACGACCUGGAGAGCCUCCCCUGGACAGGGGCCCCAUACCAUGGCUGGGCCACGUGCUGGACUUCCGAAGGGACACAGCCAAGUUCCUGCAGAAGAUGCAAGAGAAGCAUGGGAACAUUUUCACUGUGCAGUUAGCAGGUCACUACUUCACUUUCCUCAUGGACCCCCUUUCUUUUGGCACUGUUGUGAAAGAGUCCAGAGCCAAGCUUGACUUCAACAAGUUUGCUGUACAGCUGGUACAGAAGGUCUUUGGCUACCACGCAAUGGAAAAUGAUCACAAGUUCCUGCAAAUCUCCAGUAACAAGCACCUGAUGGGCGACGGCUUGGUGGUUAUGACCCAGGCCAUGAUGGAGAACUUGCAGAACCUGAUGCUGCAUAGUGUGGGCUCGAAGAAAGAGCAGACAGCAUGGAGCCAGGAUGGACUGUUUAACUAUAGCUACAACAUUGUCUUCAGGGCUGGCUACCUUGCACUUUUCGGCAACGAUACUGCCAAGGAAGCUGGCAGUUUGGAGAAAGCUAAAGAACGGGACCGGAUCCAAUCUCAGGAACUGUUCCAAGAGUUCCGCAAGUACGAUAGACUCUUCCCCCGGCUGGCAUAUGGAGUUCUGCCGCCAAAGGAAAAGAUGGAAGCAGAGAGGUUGAAGAGGUUGUUCUGGGACAUACUGUCUGUGCAGAAGGUAGCUAUGAAAGACAACAUCAGUGGCUGGGUGUUGGAUCAGCAACAAAUAAGAGCUGAGAAUGGAAUGAAGGAAUCCAUGCAGGACAGAUACAUGUUUCUGCUCCUCUGGGCUUCCCAGGGCAACACCGGUCCGUCCGCAUUCUGGCUGCUACUUUUCCUCAUGAAGCAUUCUGAAGCCAUGAAGGCAGUCCAGGGGGAAGUGGAUCAGCUCUUAAAGGAAACCGGCCAAGAGGUCACAUCUGUGGGCCCACUAGUUAAUCUCACUAGAGACAUGCUUCUCAAGACCCCCAUUUUGGACAGUGCAGUGGAGGAAACCCUUCGCUUAACUGCUGCCCCUGUCCUCACCAGGGCUGUCAUGCAGGACAUGAAACUCAGGAUGGCAGAUGAGCGUGAGUACAGCAUACGAGAGGGGGACAGAGUGGCUCUGUUCCCAUACACUGCAGUGCAGAUGGACCCGGCCGUGCAUCCGGACCCAGACAAAUUUAAAUAUGACCGAUUCCUGACCCUGGAGGGGACCAAAAAGACUGACUUUUACAAAGAUGGUAAGAAGCUGAAAUAUUAUAACAUGCCUUGGGGUGCUGGAGUCACUAUGUGCCCAGGACGCUUCUUUGCUACAAAUGAGCUCAAACAGUUUGUCUUCCUCAUGCUGACAUACUUUGAGUUUGAGCUGGAAAACCCGGAUGAGGAAAUCCCCUCCAUUGAUGUCACACGCUGGGGUUUUGGAUCUAUGCAACCAGUCAGAGACAUCCAGUUUAAAUACCGUCUACGAUUCUAAUGUAUUGAAAUAAUUCAGAUGAAAAAAUAACAAAAUGCAUAGUCUAUAAAGAAUUGACCAGUUCAUUUAAGAAUGUUUUAACUAUGUGAUUUGUUCCUGCUUGUUCCUUUCUUUUUGGAAUUUUAUCUAACAUGUUUUAGUUUUCUGAUGCUAUGUUUUUAGCUGUCUAAUAUAAAAAUAAAUCUCGCCAGUGUUUUUACUAUUCUGUAUUACAAUCACUUAAUCUGUCAUGUAAUCUAAGUUACAAGCUAGAAUGUCCUUUAGGUAUAAACUAUAAAAUAAUUAUAAUUAUAAUAAUUAUUUUAAACUAAGUUGUAAAAGAAAUCUGAAUUAACCAAAGGUAAUGGAAAUUUGUGGCUGCUCAAAAACAUUCGCUGUCAUUCACUGUAUGAAACUAAUUCAACUCUGCCCAGAUAUAAAUACAAUUGUUUCCACAGCUGGAUUGAGUUGGCAGAGAGAAAAAUAAAUUUUAACUAAAAAAUUAAUUUGGGGAAAAUUUGUACUGUAUUGUACUGAAAUUUAUAAAUAUUCUUGCAUUCAGCAUUGUAACUGCAGUUUGACCUCUUUUACAGAAAUUUUAAUUAUGAUCACAAUAAUUGAAACUGCAUUGUAUGUAAUUGUAGUUUGUAAAUGCAGAUUUACUACAUUGAAUAUAGAAAAUGAUUUUUUUAUUUUUGUUUUAUAAAAGACACUAAAGACUUUGGCUGAAGCACAGCAGUGAUGUCUGAAUCUUGUUUACAGCACAGUUUUGGAAGGUAUGAGCAUGGCAAGGGGGCCUUUUGUGAGUGUCUGCUUUGAUUUAUAUUGUAUCGCUGCACUGAAAUAAGAAUAGUUAAAGCAAAAAUGACAAUUACUUAUUUUACUUAAAGAAUACUUUUAGUAAAAAAAAUAAAAAAUAAAACUAUAAGAAUUUAAAUUACAGUUUACUAAGACAUAAAACAGACUUCAAAAAACAUUCUUUAAAUAAUGUAAGCUUGGUUUACAUGCAUAAAAUAAAACAUAAUUUACACAUAUAUGAAAAUGUUUCUGCUACUGUUCCUCACACCGAAGUGUUUUUUUUUUUUGUUUUUUUUUCUGAUUUAAUAUCAUUACUGGCUGUACUUUCCCUUUCUGAAUAAAAUAAAAAUAAAUAAUCUUUCUCUCUAAUCAUGCAUGUCUUUUAAUAAGCAGUGGGCACAAAACACACGUGGACAGAUUUUGAAAGCUUUUUCCUCUGUUUAUUAGCAUUUUCAGAAUAUUAUUCUGAAAAAAAAAAAAUAAAUAAAAUAAAAAUGACAAUUAUUUCUUGUUUGGUGAUUUUAGUGGUUGCAAGUUACAUAAUUGUUCAAUCCACCUUUGCCGGGGGGCUCAAUGAGCAGUAGAUCCGCAACAAACAAG